Molecule: messenger RNA, 7352 nt
Organism: Cuscuta epithymum
Lineage: Eukaryota; Viridiplantae; Streptophyta; Magnoliopsida; Solanales; Convolvulaceae
Source: the annotation of a GenBank genome assembly
GCACAGUCAGGAGCAGCUUUCCUAUUUAAACGUAGCUUUCUCCUCUUCCAAAAGAGACAACUAUCUCUAACCAAUCUUCUUCUGGUUCUGAGCAAAACAAAGAGUUCCAUCUCUUCUAAAAGAGACAACUUUCUCUAACCAAUCUUCUUCUGGUUCUGAGCAAAACAAAGAGUUCCAUCUCUUCUCUCUCGAGUGCACGAGAAAGAGGAGCACCGUGUAAACCUUGGGGGGCGACGCCCAAAUUCCUGAUUGCACCAAGUCAGGGGCGAAAUCGCUUCUAAGUCAGCGGACUUCUAAAUCCCUUCUAAAUGAUAUGUCUUAUCCACAACAAGGGAUAGGAUCAGUGGACUGCUUGGAACCAAACUGCUCCCCUUUGCAAGGUACGGCUCAGUUGAAUUUCUUGCUGGCAAAAUCUCAGUGACAAUAUGCCCGGUGGAAUCUUUUUCUGUUCUUCCUUGGAUUCUAUCCCCACCUUCUCCUGUUCGAUCAGAACUGGUGGAUUUCGAAAGGAAACUAAACAAAAGAAUUCAAAUGAAAACUUGGUGUCAGAAUGGUGAUAUUGAAUGCUUGAUCGCAGAGUGAAGAAGUUCCGCAUAUUGAUUGAGGGAUCAUGGUUGGAUCAAUGACUAAGAGGAGUUUCACUUAUUUGCGGAGCAUAAUACUAGUAGUGGCUGCACGUAUUUGUAACAGAGAGAUGUUAAGGUUUGAUUUGAGGGAAAUUACCGAGUAAAACCUAAGCCAUUAUCGACAACACGACUGCUGAGAUGUAUGUGACACAUUCAACCGUACACUAAUAGUGCAAUGAAUCUUCCCAUUGAAGGAAGUUAUGAUAUCGGGUUAGAAAAAUAUUAUCUUGAAUUUCUUAUUUCUAGUGCAAUACACGCUAAAUUGAAAAACAUCUUCAACUAUUUAUUUUAUACAUUAAAUAAUAUCAAGUGAGGUGGCUAUUGUUUUAAUAUAUGACAUGUUAUAAUGGUUAGACUUUACUAUACACGAAUUCAAUUGAGAUAUCCACCAAAAGAAUUAUGUGUACAAAUAUACGCAAGAAGUGAUGGUUUGUGAGUGAACUAUGCUUCUUGUAGAGAUUGGCAACGCAGAAGUUUGCUAGAGGUAUCAUGCAUCUUAAUGUUUAACUCAAUGAAAAUUUAGAAUAACUAAAUUUUUUUACUCGAUGAUCUUUUAUGCAGGCUCAACAAGUAUUCUUCGACCCAUCAGCAUUAAUGACAUCCGGAUUCAUUUCAUCCUCAAACGACAAAAUCUGCAUUGCGGAUGGAUGCAGAUGUUCUUUCCAUGCCAAAAUCAUUGCAUCCAGUAUUAAUAAUAUGGUGGAGGUUAUUGGGCAUUUAUUGAUUACGUGUACAAUGUCAUCCACUUGGAGAAAACUGGUGGAACAUCAGCUAUAAACACUUCCACUCAAAUUAUUUUUGGGUAAGCAUUGUUUAGUAUCAAAUAGCUCGAUUAUAAAAUAUAUAUAUAUAUAUAUAUAUAUAUAUAUUUCAAUUUCCUCUUUUUUAACGGGAGCAAUUUAAUUUAUAUAUUUAUAACUUAUUUAAUUACAUUAACAUAAAAAAUGUGCAAUUCAACACCAAGGCACAGAAAGUCAGACUCCUCUACUUGAUGGCGUAUUUGGGCUUGGAGUUAACCAAAUCCCCACUAUCAACCAGCUCUCAGCAAACAGUGAAUGCAACUGAUAUUCUCUUAUUGUUUGAAACGAAGCGGUGGUGGUACAUUGAUGUUUGGACAAGUUGAGGAGCCAAAUAUUGUUUACAUGCCAAUGAUUAAAGGGUAUGUAUUUUGUCUUGUAGAUAGAAUAAAUUAUAAGCUCAAACUUGAGUAUAUUGUAUUAGCACCUACACCCUUAUUUAGAGGUUGCAUGACCAUUGCAACCUUCACACUAAAAUGUUACCAGUUUGUCUAAGUUUAGGGCACAUUUAAUUAGAUGUGUAUGUGCAUAUGUAUGUAUCAUGAUAUUUUUUGGUUUAUACACUUGCUCUUUAGUACAACUAAACAUUCACAAGGUUGAUUUGUAAAUCUUCUAGGAAAAGUUUCUCUAAUAUUCAUGCAACCAAUUUCAUACCGAAUUACAAUGUGGAGUUGCAGAGUAUUUAUGUAAAUGGCCAACAAUUAACAAUUGAUCCACAAACAUUUAGUACAAAUUAUGGUGGAACAAUAAUUGACUCAGGAACAACUCUUGCUCACAUUGUGUCCGGGGCACAUGGUCUUCUCUAAUCAAUGCACUAUGUUAAUUACUACGGAGUAUUACUUAAUCGACUUAAGAGUGACCAUUAUUAUAUUUGAUCAAUUACAAAAGGGAAAUGGUAAAUAUAUUUGGAGUGUGCAUGAUGCUUAACUAAUUAUAUUUUCAAUUGUGAUAAUCACUAAUGCUCUUAUUUACAUAUAUAGAUCAACCAAAUCUUAAUUGACACAUGCUAAUGUGAUUUAUAUGGGGGAUACUCAAUGCUAUGCAUCCACAUUCAGGUUCUCCACUACGGCUCCGCCAAUUUGUUUUACAUCAUAUUUGUUGUAUCACUCUUUAAGUUUGAAUUAUUUUUUCCAUGCAUGUACUUUGAAUAUUUGGCAUUAUAAUGGUCUUAAUAUUUGAAUACAGGGUGUUUUCUGUUCUUCCAAUACUCCGUUUCAAUUUCGAUAGAGGUGCUUCAAUGACGUUAAGGCAAUUGAUUACCUUAUAAGUCAAAAUUUUGUGAUAAGUAUACGCGGUGUUCUUCAGUGAUAUUCAUUAAGUAAUUGGAUAUUUAGCGCAUGUCAAAUAGUCUCUCUGUGCGGGACAAUAUUGUCUCUAUUGUGAGAGACAAUAUUAGCGGGACGGAGAGAGUAUUUAAUUAACAAUAUUAGCGGGUAUUUAACAUGUGCUAAAUGUACGUCCAAUUACUUAACAAAUCACUAAAGUAUACAAAUUAUAUUCACCACAGAAUCUUGACUUAUAAGGUAAUCAAUUGACCUUAACGUCAUUGAAGCACCUCAAGCGAAAUUGAAAUGGAGUAUUGGAAAAAUAGAAAACACCAUGUAUCCAAAAAUUAAGACGAUUGUAAUGCCAUAUAUUCAAAGUGCAUGCAUGGAAAAAAUAGUUCAAGCUCAAUGAGUGAUGCGACAAAGAAAAUGUGAGCCAAAUUGGUAGAGCUGUAGAUGAGUAUCAGAAUGUGGAUGCAUAGCAUUGAGUAUCCACCAUAUAUAAAGCCCAUUAGCAUAUGUAGAUACAACAUGGUUGGUAUAUACAUGUACAUAAGAACAAUGGUGAAAAUUUCAAUUGAAAAACUUAACUGGUUAAGGUGCAUACAGACUCCACUCAUAUUUACCAUUUCCCUUUUGUAAUUGAUCAAAUAAUGGUCACUCUUAAGUUGAUAAAGUAAUAGUAAUUAAUUUAGUGCAUUGAUUAGAGAGGAUCAUGUGCCUCAGACACAAUGUGAGCCAGAGUUGUUCCCGAGUCAAUUAUUGUUCCACCAUUAUUUGUACCAAAUGUUUAUGGAUCAAUUGGUACUUGUUGGUCAUUGACAUAAAUACUCUGGAACUCCACAUUGUAAUUUAGUCUGACAUGGGAUGCAUGUAUGUUAGACAAACGUUUCAUAAAAGAUUCACAAAUCAAUCUUAUGAAUGCAUAAUUCCACUAAAGAGUAAGUUUAUAAACAAACAAGUAUCAUCAUACAUACAUAUGCAUGUAAACAUGUAAUUAAAUGCGCCCCAAAACUUUAAAAAACCAGUAACUUUUAGUGUGGGGUUUGCAAUAAUCGUGCAACCUCUAAAUAGGGUGUGGGUGCUAAUACAAUCUAUUAAAAUUUGAGUUUAUAAUUUAUUUUAUCUACAAGAUAACACAUACUUUCCAACCAUUGGCAUGUGAACGAUAUAUGCUCCUCAACUUGCGCAAGCAUCAAUGUACUACCGCCACUUCUUUUCAAAUAAUGAGAGAAUACUGAUGGCAUUACUCUGUUUGCUGAGAGCUAGUUGAUGGUAGAGAUUAGGUAAACUUCAAGUCCAAAUAUUCCAUCAAUUAGAGCAGUAAGACUUUCUGCGCCUUGGUGUUGAGUUGCACAUUUGUGAUGCUAAAGUAAUUAAAUAAGUUGCAAAUACAUGAGUUAAAUCUCUAUAGUGAGAAAAAAGAGAAUUGAUAUAUAUAUAUAUAUAUAUAUAUAGAUUUUAUAUUCAAACUAUUUAAUACUUAACCAAGCUUACCCAAAAAUAAUUUGAGUGGAAGUGUUAUAGCUGAUGUUCCACUGGUUUUCUCCAAGUAGAUGACAUUGUGCACGUAAUCAACCAAUGCCAAUAACCUCCUCCGAAGUGAUAUUAGUGGGUCAUAUGGUUUUGGCAGAACAUCUCUAUCCAUCCCCAAUCCAAAUUUUGUGGUCUGAGCAUGAAAUGAAUCCCGAUGUCAUUUACGCUGAUGGGUUGAAGAAUGCUGAUUGAACCUACAUGAAAAUUUAUCAAGUAAAAACAUGUUAGUUAUUCUAAAUUUUCAUUGAACUUGAACUUACAAGGAAAACAUUAAGAUGCAUUAUACCUCUAACAAAUUUUCGCGUAGGCAAUCUCUACCAGAAGCAUAGUUCACCCACAAACCAUCACUUCUUGUGGUUAUGUGUAUGCAUAAUUCUUUUGGAGGAGAUCUCAAUUGAAUUCGUGUGUAGUAAAUUCUAACAAACAUAACAUGUCAUAUAUUAAAAAAAUAGCCACUAAACAUAGUACUAAAUAAUGCAUAAAAUAAAUAGUUGAAGAUGUUUUUCAAUAGAAAAAUUCUUUUGGUACACCUUGGGUUACACCUUGGUGUACACCCUAUAUAACCCCCACAUUUCUUAUUUCUCCCCUCCCAACUUUUUUCUCUCCACUCUCAUUCUCUCCACUCCUCUCCCAUUUGAAUCAUACGGAUCCCGCUCCCUCCUCUCUUUCUUCUUUCCUUUUCUUCUUCUUCAACAUAUUGUUCUUUCUUCUUUCUUUCUUCCUUUCUCUUUCAUCUUCUUCCUAUUCUUCUUCUUCUUUCCUUCUCUUUUUAGGUUUUAUUCAUCCUAAUCAUCUUCAUUAUCUUCAUCAACAUCUUCUUCUUUUUCUUUCCUUCUCACUUUUUACGUUUUAUCCACACCGACACUGAUUUGCUAUAGUGUCUAUGUACACAGACGAAAGUUGUAUAUAUACAGACACUUUUUUUUAUACAAGACAACUAACGUCUGUGUACACCGACACUUGUUUUCCGACUAAUUUUUCACACCGACACUUUUUUGUCUACACAGACAACUAACAUCUGUGUACACCGACACUUGUUUUCCAACUAAUUUUUUCACACCGACACUUUUUUGUCUACACAGACAACUAACGUCUGCGUACACCGACACUUAUUUUCCAACUAUUUUUUCACACCGACACUUUUUUGUCUACACAGACAACUAACGUUUGUGUACACCGACACUUGUUUUCUAAUUAAUUUUUCACACCGACACUUUUUUGUUUACACAGACAACUAAUGUCUGUGUACACCGACAUUGGUUUCCGUGCAACCAGCCUGACAGAUCUAGAAACUAAUUUUACUCACACCGACACUUUCAAUGAAAGUGUCUGUAUUUGUGUGUUUUUUGCCUGUGAGAAGGGCAAAUAAAUGGGUGUACCCCAGGGUGUAACCCAGGGUGUACACCAAGAACUAUUGUUUUCAAUAUAGCUUGUAUUACGCUAGAAAUAAGUAAUUCAGGAAAUUUUUUACCAACUCAGUGUCAUAACUUCUUUUAACUGGAAGACACAUCACACUAUUAGUAUAAGGUUGAACAUGUUAUAUAUUUCUCAGUUGGUCGUGUUGUUGAAAAUGGCUUACGUUAUAUUCUUUGGUAAUUUCCCUUAAAUCAAACUUUACCACCUCGCUGUUACACAUAAGUGCAGCCACUAUUGAGCUUCCAACUUCCAAGACCAGUUAACUUGUAUUCGUUUUCUUUACCUCUACAAAAGAAGUAUCUGGUAUUUCAUAGAAUGUUCUUAUGCAUUUGGAAUAGCAAAUAAUGAAAUAGAUUUAGCGCUUUUGAUUUGACGCAAUGCAUACAAGAUUUACUGCUAUACACAGGCAGUUUCAUCAUAUUGUGGUUGGUAUAGAAGGUAAUUAUCUUAAGUUGUUGCACAUAUUUCAAAUUUAAAUGUUCUCUAACUAAUGGAGUUCCUGCUGUGUGCGCAUAUUCAGGUGACUACAAAUACAUGAGGUUUGCAUUUCCAUUAUUCCUUCACUGUUGUCUAUAAUUCUACAAGUAUAUAAUUUUUCAAUGAAAGGCACAUAUAUUAAUUAAUGACAUGCAUUGCUUUUAUAUAGAGUUCAGUGUGUGAUUGAUUAAUUGGACAUGUAGGUUCGAAUGUCGGAAAUCAGGAAUUAAUUCUGGAUUUUAUUUACAGAGCAUAAAAGACAACAUAUGUCAUUUCUGUCUAUCCAGACCCCAAACUGUUGCUUUCUUUUUUAGUUUUUAAAAUCCAAAUCAGUCAUUAUUCUAAACCUACACGUUUACACAUUUGAUUUUUUGUCAUUAACUCUUCUAAAUCCUUAUAUUCGCGUUCACUUUUUCCGCAAUUAUGAUAUGCAGUGUCUUGUAUCCAGGGACCCAUCAGAGGAAAAAAUCGUAGAGGAAUUCCUUGUCCAUGAAGAGAUAGAGGAUAGCAUGAGGAUAGAUGUUUUGAAGAUCAUAAAGGGAAUGGGCUUCAAAGCAGAACAUGAAGGUCAAGCAAAUGAUAUUCCUUCUCUGGAAUUUCAGGUUGUGCAAGACGCAGAUCGACUUGAUGCAAUUGGUGCCAUAGGAAUUGCUAGAUGUUUUACAUUUGGUGGAAGUAGGCAUGGUGUUCUUCAUGAUCCUAAAAUUCUUCCCAGGUCAGAUCUUUCCAAGGAAAACUACAUGAACAAAGAUGAGCAAACAACUAUUAACCAUUUUCAGGAGAAGCUUCUCAAGUUGAAGGACAUGAUGAAAACUCAGGCUGGGAAGAGGAAGGCUAAAAGGAGGCACAAAGUUAUGGAAGAUUUCUGAGAGUUUUAUGAACAGUGGGAUGGCAAUGCUUGAACAGAUCCAUGUUUUUAAGAUGUAUGGAGUAUAACUUUUGCAGGUGUGCACACAAGAAAUACUUAUCUCUGUCUUUCUAACAGUUAGAGCCAGGAUGGACUCCUUGUUUUGGAUUGGUUUUGGAUUGUUUGAUGUGCAUCUGAACUUUUAAAAGCAUUUCAUUGGUAGAUUGAACCCCAAUGUUUUUCUUGUAUAUUACUACUCUCCUUGUUUUCCCGUGUAGUCAACUACAAAAAAAAAUGAAACUCAUUUUGUUUAUGUAAUUUUCUAUUACAUUACGAUAUAUUGAUUUAUUCUACUGUUGUUAUAUAGUAAGACUUAAAAGUAUUCCUG